Solanum pennellii is the source of this 540-nucleotide messenger RNA. Its product is annotated as protein FATTY ACID EXPORT 3, chloroplastic-like. The record is from RefSeq and is a predicted model, not a curated record. Lineage: Eukaryota; Viridiplantae; Streptophyta; Magnoliopsida; Solanales; Solanaceae. The coding region runs from base 1 to 540 and encodes 179 amino acids. The transcript has 2 exons.
AUGGUUGGGCAGAAACUGUCAAUUGUUACUGAUAAACCUCAAACUACUCAUCAUCGAGUUCUUGGAAUAUGUUCUGGUCCAGAUCAUCAGGCUUGGAAUUUCUUUCAUGUUAAUGAGUCAAGGAUUUCAUAUUUUCAGAAGCCUUCAGAUGUUGAAUUGGAGAAGGACAAUAAUGAUCUUAAGGAGGAGGCUGAAGCGCAAGAAGAAGCCUGGAAACAGACCCUAGCUUCCUUCAAAGAACAAGCGAUGAAGGUGCAAGCUGUGUCACAAGAAGCGUAUGAGGUGUAUUCCGAUAAAGCUAUGAUCAUUUUGAAAGAAACUUCUGAGAAAUUAAAAAUUCAAGCGGAUAAGGCAAGAGAAGAUUGGACUAUAAUUGCAAAGGAAAUUAGUGAGGAGAGUAAAGAAUAUUUAACCACUGCUGCUGAGAAAUCACCUGAACCAGUGAAGGAUAUUGUUGAAACAUUUGUUUCCUCUGCAGAUGAAUUGAAUGACGUGUCGAAAGUGCAAGACUUCUAUGUGGGAAUACCUGAAGGUAUGUAG